UCGUAGGAAAAAUGGCAAGACGGCAAAACAUCAGAGGAAAAAUUUUACAGUUCAUGUUGGUGUUGGUGCCACUGGUUGUUUUUGUCACAUUCGUCCUGCAGAAAUACAGCAGUCCAUUCCAAGAUGUCAAAGACGACAUGCGUCGUGCUUUAUUUAAAAGCUCUUCAACAUCCACUCAGACCUCCAAAGGGCCAUCGAAAGCUGGAACAUGUGUGAUGAAGACAGACUGUGCAGCGGAUCACUUCAGCUUCUUCAUCCAGAGCGGAGCCGCUAACGUCGUAGCUCCAAAGAUCUGCUUCCAAAACAAACUGCUUCUUGGAACAAUCAAGAACAACGCUGGACCAGGAAUAAAUAUUGUUAUAGUUAAUGGCAAAACAGGAGAGGUCAUAAAGACGGCUUUCUUCAACAUGUACAACGGCGAUGUGAAACCUCUCAUCGCGCUCCUGAAGGGCGUCGAGACGGGAUCUGUUGUACUGAUGGCGUCCUACGACGACCCUGCAACAAAGUUGAGUGAAGAUGCGAGGAAGCUGAUCACUGAAUUCGGCAGCUCUAAUGUGAAGUCACUGGGGUUCAGAGAUAACUGGGUGUUUGUUGGUGGGAAAGGAGCAGGAGUGAAGAGCAACUUUGAGAAGUACCUGAAGAACGACGGCAAAAAUAAUAAAUACGAGAGCUGGCCAGAGCUCGUCGAACUACAGGGAUGCAUCCCAAAAUAUGUGGAGUGACCCGCUGGUUCAUCCUUGAAAGGAACAUUUUUGAACUUUUAAAACCAACUGCAGGACAUUUAAUGCAGGAGGAACACGACAUGUUUGUGGGAUUGAACUGGGAACGGUUGGUAUUUGCACAGUAAGAAGACGGGACUUUGGUUUGUGAACUGAUCUCUGGAUGAUCUCUGCAUCAUUACAAGUAAAUGCAGAACUCUGCUCUGCUGCUUCUCCCUCAUGUGAUGGUUAUCUCUGAACUGCAGACUGUUCUGUCUCUUACUGUGACAAAAAAAAAUGGGGAAAAGUGACUGAACUGUUUCCCAGAUUACUUUUAUUUUUCUUGAGGUUUGAAGGAUGUUUUGCAUCAAACAGGAUUGCUUUGGAUCAUCUCUACUCUCCUUAAGAAUAACUCUGGGGGGGCUACUGUAAAAUCAGAUAUUACUCGAUAUAGCUGCAGGAAAGGAAAAACACAAAUAAUUUAGAACAGCUGCCAUGUAUUUUUCAUAUCAAUUUUUAAUAUCCUUUGAAAGAAAACAUAUCCUCAUUUAGAAAACUAAAGGACAUUCAGUUAUUUUAUGUCCAUCUGUAGAAAUAUUUCAAUUUCUUGGUGGUUAUAAAUGUUUUACAGUAUUGAUUGGGAAUAGGGCUUCUGUGCACAACUUCCUCUUUUUGUAGUCACAAGAAGUCUUUUGUAUUAAUUUUGUCAUGACAGAAGACUUAAUUUGCACAAAAAAAAGAUUUAAAAUGAAUGAAACAAUCAGUUAGAUAUUCCCUUGAGUGCACAAUAACAAAAUCAUGAUUCAUGAAAAAAAGAGCUGUAAUGUAAAAAUUCCCUGGAUUCAAUACAAAAAAAUAUUUAAAACGAAUAAAUAACAUGUUUUUGCAUUUGCAAUCUCUAAAGAUCACAUGAUUAAUCACAUGUAAGCUCAAUGCAAGAAUAGCCAGUCAGAAUAAAUGAUUUACCCAAGUGUGACAAAUUACCUAGUUUUAUAAUUUUUAUAAUACUUUAUUUUUAAUGUGUCAAGUUAUUUUCAGUAGCAAUUAACAUAUACUGUACAUCUGAAAAGAGAAAAAUCCAAAUUCUAUACAAAUAUUAUUCAUGACAAAAUAUAUCAAUACAUCUCAGAAGGUUUGUGAGUUUAAAAGUGACUACAAGCAUUUUUUAACUAGUUGAAACAGGGAAACAGUCUGUAGUCUAUGACCUACAGAAGAAAACACUAUCACUGGUAAGACUGGCUAUGCUUGUUCUGCCGGUUUUUAAUGACAUACAAAUUUCUUUCAUCCAUAACUCUGUGUGGUGACAACUCAAUCAGACUUCUAACAAAACCAACACGGUUGAUCUCUGUUCCUCCUACAGCUGCCUUUUUUUUGUUUCUGACUCAGAGAAACGAAGAACAAAGAAGGCAGCACCACAUGCCCUCCAUACCGGAGAUUCAUGUCCUUGUUGUAGUUGUUUGUUUCUUCAUACUCACACAAACCGUGAGAGGCAUGUGUAAAAAAAGAAAUCUGGUGAACUGUU
Messenger RNA from Centropristis striata (black sea bass), 2220 nucleotides. Its product is annotated as protein FAM3C-like. The record is from RefSeq and is a predicted model, not a curated record. The coding region runs from base 12 to 722 and encodes 236 amino acids. The transcript has 9 exons. NCBI's taxonomy places the organism in Eukaryota, Metazoa, Chordata, Actinopteri, Perciformes, Serranidae.